AUGUCUGUUGGCCACCGUUAUGAGAAGUCGGACACACCCGAUGGAUCAGGCUUGACGUGGAUCUUUGAUCAUUGCCUUCGUUACGCCGAUUGCUACGAGAUCUCCCUUCGUGCUGCAUACGAACUCAAUAGCCAGCCAGUGCAUAAUGCUAUGGGUGGCUCCACUAUGCCUCGGACGUCUUCCCUCUUUUCAGCCCGCAAUUCCGUCUGGUCUAAGAAUUCUCGCAACUCCAAAGCGUCUUGCUCCUCCGACGCUUCCUCACACGACACCAAUGCCGAAUUCCGAGCCUGUUUGACCCGAACCGUUUCCGAGUUGCCUUCUCAGCCUUGCACUCUCCCGCCGAGCUUCAUCAUCUCCUUCGUGCGCCGCUGCUUUUGUUUGGAUCUGGCCUAUGUCGACUUCGCCCAGGCCUUGACGGCUCUUGAUUACAUUAGGGAUCUUCAAAACCGCUGGAAAAAAGAGACUCAAGCCGCCUUUAAUAGACUCAAUGUCGGUCCUGCCGAUGUCCGUGAUCCUGAGAGCUCCGAAUUGGCUCGCGACUACCCCAAUGUACUAGAGUGGUACAAAGAGCUCAGCUCCAAGGCACGCACCAUUGAUUUCAUAUACACUCAAAUCUAUGUCGGCUUGCGCCGUUGGGUGCUUGUCAAUGAGAUGAUGCUAGAGCCGUUUAACAAGGCCAACUGCCUCGCACUUCUUAACACUUUGUUCCCACCUAUUCACCCCGGCAGCACUGCUCCAACACAGCAGUGUUCGAUCGCGGCCCUUCAAGCCCAUCGCGAUACUUUCUUCAGUCUUAUCACAAAUUUCGAGGCCGAUCCCUCGAUCCUGGAACCUAUCAUGGCGCAGGGCGCUCGACCAGGUGAAGAGAACGGAUGGCCCGCACUUCAUGAGGCCAUUGAACGAUAUAUGACUGCCGUCCUCGAGACAAUCGACGAGUGCACUUUGGUCACCGAGCCAUGCCAGAUUGGCAGCUCCGGCGUGCAACGCCGCAUCGACUCGGGCAUAAGCUUCACAUCCCGUCCUAGUGGUCCCUCAUUUGAGGAGGCCGAAAAGGAGGACGAAAAGCCCCUUCCCCAUUUCCCAGAGUUGAGGCAAAGCGCCAGCAAGUAUGGCUCGUUCCUGGAUAGAUUCGCACUCUCGGGGUGGAACAAGAAGAAGGAUCUGGCGAAGGAGCAGGGAAAACAAAACAAGAAGGAGCAAAGCAAACAAGAGAAAGAGCUAGCUCGCAGCCUGAAGAAGAUGCAGUCGUGUAAAGAGCUCAGCAGCACCAAGGCCUCAGCUCGCUUCAACAAGAAAUUCUCCUUUGAAUUGACCGAUGAGAAGCGCGCACGUAUGAUUCAUGAAGCCAAAUCUCGCAAGGCAUCCAUCGACUCUGGGGUCGCUGAACCCGUGAUUGGCCAGGCCAUAUAA
This is a messenger RNA of Penicillium bovifimosum, 1410 nucleotides long. RefSeq lists its product as uncharacterized. The record is from RefSeq and is a predicted model, not a curated record. Bases 1 to 1410 code for a protein of 469 amino acids. The transcript is spliced from 2 exons. Lineage: Eukaryota; Fungi; Ascomycota; Eurotiomycetes; Eurotiales; Aspergillaceae.